AUGGCGAAGGAUAAGGUGAUAACCGGCCCAAUAGAACAGAAGAUAUUAAGCUUAGUUAGCGAACUUAUUGAAGAAAGGACAAAUUACAAUCAGAAGCAACUAAAUGAAUUUCAAGAGGAAAAUGCAUUUGGAGUGGGAUCUGCUAGUGAUUUAACUACAUCAAAGGUUUUAUCAUACGUCCAAUCAAGAGAUUUUACAUUGAAAAGAACCAAAAAGGUACAAUUAGAAAAGUCUAUAGCAAAAGUGCUACGAGUAUUGCGAGAGGAAGAAGCGGAACAUCAAGCUAAUUCGAUAGAGGCCAACACAGAUGAAUUUCCCGACUCAGAGAGUGAAGACUUCAACGAUUUAGAUCACAAUUUAAUGGAGCUCAGAGAUCCUAACACAACAAAUAAAUCUGUAACGUCCAUGUGGAAUUUUGAGAAUAAAGUAGAGACUAACAAAGAUGGUAUAGAACAAGAAGACAAUUAUAAUGAUGGAUCAGGGACAAAAAGAAAAUUGAAAGAAGCUUCAAAGUCCAAUUCUAAAAAACAAAAGCGUAAAAUUAACUAUACUUUACCUGAAGUCAAUCUAUCAAUGCUUGGUGGUAUUGAGAAUGUGACAACUCAGCUACUUGAACUAAUUGGUUUGCCUAUAUUGCAUCCAGAACUAUAUUUAUCAACAGGAGUAGAGCCUCCAAGAGGUGUUUUGUUAUACGGCCCACCAGGAUGUGGUAAAACCACGGUAGCCAAUGCAUUAGCUGGUGAGUUAAACGUUCCAUUUAUUAAUAUUUCAGCCCCAUCAAUAGUUUCAGGAAUGUCAGGAGAAUCAGAGAAAAAGCUUAGAGAAAUCUUUGAGGAAGCUAAGUUAGUCGCUCCUUGUUUAAUAUUCAUGGACGAGAUUGAUGCAAUAACACCUAAGAGAGAUGGUGGCGCCCAAAGAGAAAUGGAAAGACGAAUAGUGGCCCAAUUAUUGACAUUAAUGGAUGAACUAACAAUGGAUAAAACUGAAAACAAACCUGUUAUUGUUAUUGGAGCUACAAAUAGACCGGAUUCUUUGGACUCGGCUCUCAGAAGAGCAGGACGGUUCGAUAGAGAGAUAUGUUUGAAUGUUCCAAAUGAAGGACAAAGAGAAUCAAUACUAAGAGCAAUGACUAAAAAAAUCAAAUUAGAGAAUGGAAUCAAUUUUAAUUAUAAAGAAUUGUCAAAAUUAACUCCAGGUUAUGUGGGGGCAGACUUGAAAAGUUUGGUAACCGCAGCUGGUGUCUCCGCGAUUAAAAGAAUUUUUGAAGCAAUGAGUGAGAAACAGGUUGAAUUGAUUCAGUCAAGUGUUGAUCUAAUGGAGAUAGACUCAAAAGAUGGGAAACUUACUGAUGGACUCUUAUCACGAAGGUUUGAAGGAAAAUCUGAUGAAGAAAAGUUAUCCACAAUACAAAAAUUUUUACAAGGCAACCCAAAUCCAUUAAAGAAGUCCCAAUUGGAGAAUUUAUGUAUAACGUAUCAAGACUUUGUGAAUGCUCUUCCGACCGUUCAGCCUACAGCCAAAAGAGAAGGAUUUGCUACUGUUCCAGAUGUAACAUGGCAAAACGUUGGCGCAUUGACAAAAAUUCGUACUGAAUUACAUAUGUGUAUUGUUCAACCAAUAAAGAAACCAGAAUUGUAUCUAAAAGUUGGUAUAUCUGCGCCAUCUGGAAUCUUGAUGUGGGGACCACCAGGAUGUGGUAAAACUUUAUUAGCCAAAGCUGUUGCUAAUGAAUCGAGAGCCAAUUUUAUAUCUAUUAAAGGUCCCGAGUUGUUAAAUAAAUAUGUUGGAGAAUCGGAAAAGGCAGUUAGACAAGUAUUUCAAAGGGCUCGUGCCUCCAAACCGUGCAUUAUAUUUUUUGAUGAAUUGGAUGCAUUAGUGCCAAGAAGAGACAGUUCAAUGUCUGAAUCAAGUUCUCGAGUGGUCAAUACCUUGCUAACGGAAUUGGAUGGUUUAAAUGAUAGAAAUGGGGUGUUCGUUGUUGGUGCUACAAAUAGACCAGAUAUGAUAGAUCCUGCAAUGUUAAGGCCGGGAAGAUUGGAUAAAACCCUUUACAUUGAAUUACCGACCCAAGAUGAGAGAUACGAGAUACUAAAAACGCUUGUAAGAGCUAAUAAUUCUCCCUUAAGUUCUGACAUUGAUCUCAGGUCAAUUGCAAGUGAUGUAAAGUGCAGAAAUUUUUCAGGAGCAGAUUUGUUCUCACUAGUUAAAGAAGCAGGAGUUUCUGCCUUGAAACGAAAAUUCUUUGGUGCUCAAGAAUUACUGAAUUUAGAUGAGUCUGGAUUUUACAACGAAGAUGAAAACAAGGAUGAUAUUUUUAUAACAAACGACGAUUUUCAAAGAGCAAUGAAUGCUACAAGACCAAGUGUUAGUGAUCGAGAUAGGUUGAAAUAUGAAAGAAUGAAUAAAAAAUUAGGAUGGGAUAUUAUUAGUCAAAAUCAGGAUCAAACCUCUACAACAGGAUAG
This is a messenger RNA of Lodderomyces jiufengensis, 2463 nucleotides long. It is a transcript of the gene RIX7, whose product is annotated as putative AAA family ATPase. Gene Ontology annotation, molecular function: ATP hydrolysis activity; RNA binding; ATP binding. The transcript has a single exon. NCBI's taxonomy places the organism in Eukaryota, Fungi, Ascomycota, Pichiomycetes, Serinales, Debaryomycetaceae. Gene Ontology annotation, cellular component: nucleus. Bases 1 to 2463 code for a protein of 820 amino acids. Gene Ontology annotation, biological process: ribosome biogenesis. The record is from RefSeq and is a predicted model, not a curated record.